Penicillium riverlandense is the source of this 4203-nucleotide messenger RNA. RefSeq names its product NACHT and TPR domain protein. Gene Ontology annotation, molecular function: protein binding. The record is from RefSeq and is a predicted model, not a curated record. The transcript has 2 exons. NCBI's taxonomy places the organism in Eukaryota, Fungi, Ascomycota, Eurotiomycetes, Eurotiales, Aspergillaceae. The coding region runs from base 1 to 4203 and encodes 1400 amino acids.
AUGGACACUCCCACGGAUCAAUCCUCCGUCAUUUAUGAGAAGGCGAUCCGAAAGUACCGCGAAAUCACGGGGGAGACUCUCGGGGUCGACUUUUUCACAAAGAUUCGCAGCGUCAGCGAUCUCACGAAAGAGAUCGACGAGAGGAACAGAGCCUUCCGCGAAUUCCGCGAAAAACGAGGCGCCAUCUUCGAUGUUCUCAAAGCGGCUCUGGUUCCCGUGCAAUUGUUCGGCAACCUCGCGGCUGGAGGCGCGUCGAUGGUAUUCGCCCCCAGUAGUCUUGUCUUUGGGGCUGUUAUGCAAUUGGUGGAUGCUGCAAAGGGGGUAUCGGCCUCGUACGAUGCGAUUCAGGACUUGAUGCAGAUGCUGCAGGAUUUCACCAUCCGACUAAGAACAUACACACAAGAGGUUAUCUCCGAAGCUAUAAGCGACAAACUGGGGGAUAUUAUCGUUACCCUUAUCGAGAUUUUUGCCUUGUCAUCCAAGACCAUCCAACGAGGCCGACUGCUGAAGUUCACCCGGAAUAUUCUACUGGGUAACGACGACGCUAUUCAAGCCGCGAUGGCCAGGCUUGACAAGCUUACCCAGGUCGAAGCGAACCUAGUUGGAGCUGAGACCUUGACCGAGUCGAAGAGAGCCGGUCGUGUAGUUGAUGGUAUAUCAGUGACCGUCAACGCCACCAACGCGACAGUCCUGGAGACCGGGAUGACGGUGAAUCAGAUGAGCGCGCAGGUGCAUGACGUGCAGGAUAUGCUAGAGAAGCUGAUCGUUUCCGCGAAUGAAAAAAGCCAGGACACCCGGGAGGAUCAAGAAGCCCUGCAGCGAGUGAUAAACCAGGUUCUUAGGCCAUCCAAGGUUGAUUCAGCGCAGGAAUGGUUCGACAAGAUCCACAAGGCCCGUGUACCGAGCACAGGAGACUGGGUUCACAGGGAUGAUGUUUUUCAGUCCUGGAUCAAUAAGGAAACGCCGGUCAUCUUUGUCUCCGGGAACCCGGGUUCCGGGAAGUCUUUUCUGGCGGCAAAUAUGAUCAGUUUCCUUCUCAAGCGGUUUCCCCCAGGCCUUCAGUGUAGUCCGAUGAUUUCGAUCGGCUACUUCUUCUUCAAGGAUGACAAACCCGAGACAAGGUCCUUUCAUCAGGCUUUGCGAGACCUGGCCUUUCAAAUCAGCAGGAAUGACCCGGAAUACCGAAAGCAUCUCGGGACUAUCGAGGAAUAUGAACAAAUCAGCACUCUUGAAAGCGCGUGGCGUCUCCUCUUCGGUGAAUACUUUCUCAAAAAUCCCAAAAUCGAGAGCACCGUGUAUAUCCUGCUGGAUGCAGUAGAUGAAGCCCUGGAUGAGGAGCGCAAGUGCUUCGUCGAUCUCGCAAAGCAGUUGUAUAGCAACCAGUCGUGUUUGCAGCUAGCCAUCGUUGGCCGCCCUUAUAUCAGCGACCAACUGCUCGAAGGCUUGGAGGCUAAGGUGCCAACGCUUCACGUCACCAAACAGAAGAACUCCGGCGAUAUUACCCAGUAUAUCCACGUCAGCAUCAAAAAGUCCCUGGUUCUGCGAAGGGUGUCGGCAAAGCUACGGGAUGAGAUCAUUGAGAAACUCUCGGCCAGGGCCGAAGGCAUGUUUCUUUGGGUAAACCUUAUGCUGCAGGAGUUAGCUAAGAAGCGAAAUGAGACCAGUAUACGGAGAGCUUUGGAUCAGGCUCCCAAGGGGCUUAAGGAGAUGCUCCGACAUGUCUUGGCCACUUUCUCUGAAAGAUCUAAUGAGGAGGAGCUCGAGUAUCUCAAUGAAACAUUGCUCUGGGUCACCUGCGCAAAUCAACCGUGGAGACUGGCCGAGAUAGAGGCGGUUCUCAGAUUGAAAUCACCCGAAGGAGACGGUAUGAUUGACCUUGAAGGAGCCCUACGACGCCAGUGGGCGUCAUUCUUCUCCCUGGACAGAGAGGAUGGCCUUACGACAGCCGAGCUAGAGGAUGGAUCAGCCGAUCUAGAUGCGUUCGACUGGAGGACGGAGGAGGAGAAACAAGAUGAAUAUGAGAGUCCCGAGGAGGACUACUUCAUGGCCUUCAACUCAAAAAAGGAUACAACUACCGUCACCUUCUGUCAUGCAUCCAUUGGCGACUUCUUUCGCGAUGAGCUAGAGGGCAAGGUGUCCGCUACAGGGGGUCACAUUGGCGUCGGGGUGAAUUACAAUGAAGCGAAAGUUCAUAUCCUCCUGACUUACUUAAGGCUCAUCACCAAUCCCGACUUUGCAACGAAGGCCGACGACUCAGGGCGCAUGCUCCGACAUGCUGCGCAGCAUUGGGGAGAUCACCUGCUCACUACUUUCCCGUCCAAGGGCUCAACGGAAGAUAGACGAGAGAUCGCGAAGAUGCUAUUGACGGCCUUUCGAUCAGAAGAAUCAAUGUCGAACUGGCUUGGGGGAAAUGAUUGGGCUCUUUCUACUGCUAUCAUCAAAGCUGUCCGACAAUGGUGGCAAGAGCAAGACGUCCAGGAGUUUCUAUCUCCGGAAGAGAAGGAGUUUAUCUCCACGACAGUGGAAGAGCCAGCCAAUUUACUCAAACCAAUGGUAAUGUUCUGCAUCAAGAGGUGGCUGUGGGAAGACUUGCCUAGUCCUGCUCCCAUGGUCUCUAUAGUCAGGCGCUACCAAAUGCUGGUUAAGGGUGAAGAGGUCCAGGAUGACAAUAGGAAUCUAACGGCGGAAGAGGUGGUCGAGGCCGCUGAGUUUGGUGGCUUCGAGAAGACCAGUCAGUGGUUUCAACAAUGUGCAAUCGCUCUGCGCGAAUCGGGGUGCCAUGAGGAGGCCCUACAGUAUUUUGAAAAGGCGAUGGAACUCAAUCCGGACAACUGGCGGACCCUGCAUGAGCUAGCACAAACAUAUCGGGAGCAAGACGAUUGGCAGAAAUCUAUUGAGCUCUGGGAACGGGCUCGACUAAGUUUGUUGACCACAAUUGCGGAGGCACCAGAUAACGUGCCAUUGAAAGGACAUCUUCAUGAGUGUCUAGAACGUAUGGCUCAGAUCUAUGAAGAACAAGAGGACCGGGAGAAACGAUUCGAGGCGGUUCAAGAGGCAUAUCAAUACGCACCCUCUUGCUGGACAUGUGUCUAUGCCCUUCUGGAAUACCAUAACGACAACUGUGCUUACGAAGUAAGCAUGAACUUGCUGAAGAGUUUGGCCGACAGUCCAGCUCCUGAAGAAGAUUUCUCAGAAUUAACGCGAUUCUUACUGGCCAACGUCUUUGAUGUGGACGGCAAGUCAAGACUUGCUGCCGACGCCGCAUCGGCUACCAAUGACCUGGACUUCGUGUUGGAGAGCCUGCAAACGGCGGCCAGGGUGGCUCGAACAGCUUCGAGGACGUUGAUUGCCGCAGAGGUGGAUAUGGCAAUCGCUCGAAUCUAUGAUGAGAUCCUUUUUGACCACCUGAAGGCAAUCAGGUGCUGGGAGAAGAUCAUGGAUACAUACUCCUCCUCCUCCGCCGGGACGCUGAUCGGGACUAUUAGACAGCUCGCCUCCUCAAGACUGGCUCAGGCAUUCCUCUGCAACGCAGUUGAAGUUGGAGUAGGCACUCCAGAGGCGGAAGAAUCGGUGGCCAAACUUGAGAAACUCGCUUGCGAAAGCCAGUAUCAUUCUUUAGGGAGUUACGCCUUCGUGCCGAACGUCUACUUGGGCAUCUACUGCCACCUCCGGGGGCAAGACGAGCGGGCGCGGACUCUCUUCCGACCCUCCCUACAACGAAGUGUCCAAGCCCUCCUCGAUCACAAUCCCAAGAACUGGGAGCUUUCCGACCUACAAUAUACGCUGAUGAGGGCGGGAGACUUCAAAAAUGCUAUUGCAAUUGCCCACAGGUCGGAACAGGACAACGGCGACCCGUGGUAUAAGUGUCGUGGCCCAUGCCGGCGAAAAGCACCUACACGGGAUGGUUAUUCUAUUUGCCCCAUCUGUUUGGAAGGGAAGUUGUGUCCGAACUGCGUUGAACUGGUAGAGGACGCGAUGCCCAAGAAGAGAUGUAACUCCCAGCAUACUAGGUACUUUGUCUCCAUUCCCUCGCAGUUAAAAGAGAUCCGCAGCGGCACGGUGCAGGUUGGCGGCGAGGAGAUGGAGCUUGAGACGUGGUUGAAUCAGUUGAGGAAGGAAUGGACCCUUGGUACUUCCGAUCCUUCUGAUUCUGCCGCAGGUCAUCUUGGUUUUGAUGGCUUUCUACUAGGCUUUGUGGCAUAA